Molecule: messenger RNA, 931 nt
Organism: Vigna unguiculata (cowpea)
Lineage: Eukaryota; Viridiplantae; Streptophyta; Magnoliopsida; Fabales; Fabaceae
Product: guanosine deaminase-like
Biological process (GO): purine nucleoside catabolic process
Molecular function (GO): zinc ion binding; guanosine deaminase activity
Source: RefSeq, a predicted model, not a curated record
UUUUUUUUCAAUAUUUAUUUAUUAAUUUCAUGCCACCAAAUCAUGGUGCUCAAUCUGUUUUUUGGGAGUUAUUAAUUAAACAAUUUAUUGUUAUUUUAAUCAUAAGAGGUGCAUAAAAUUCACAUGUCCUCUGUUUUAUUUAUAUUCUGUUUUCGCAAUUACCAUUCUUCCUCCUCCUUCAAACAACAAUUUUCUUUUUGUUUUCUCCGACAAGUUCUUCGUUAAUCGAACGCUCCUGUCAUGGAGGAAGCUAACGUGUUGGAAACUAAGGAUGGGACUGUCUCAGUAGCUGCUGCAUUUGCUGGUCACCAAGAAGUUGUGCAGGAUACAGACCACAAAUUUGUGACGAAAGCUGUUGAAGAAGCAUAUAAUGGGGUAGAUUGUAAAGAUGGAGGCCCAUUUGGUGCUGUUAUAGUUCGUGAGGGUGAAAUAGUUGCUAGUUGCCACAACAUGGUUCUGAGAAACACAGACCCAACUGCUCAUGCUGAGGUGACAGCAAUAAGAGAGGCAUGUAAGAAGCUUAACCAAAUAGAACUUUCAGACUGUGAAAUAUUUACUUCCUGUGAGCCUUGCCCCAUGUGCUUUGGUGCAAUCCACCUUGCUCGAAUUAAGAGGUUAGUUUAUGGAGCAAAGGCUGAGGCAGCAAUUGCUAUUGGGUUUGAUGAUUUUAUUGCAGAUGCACUGCGAGGUACUGGAUUCUAUCAGAAAGCAACACUGGAAAUCAAAAGAGCUGAUGGUAAUGAGGCCGUGAUUGCUGAAGAGGUCUUCGAGAAAACAAAGACAAAAUUCCAAAUGUAUUAGAUCUGUCAUUUUUUACAUUGGGCUAAUCAGGAGUCCUUCAUUUAAAUUAUUGAUACUGGACUGAACUCAUUUGAAUACAAAUGCUACAAUUUGAAGUGCAUUAGAUAAUGACUAUAUCAUUUUCAAAGAA